AAUCUCCCUGGAUUCAAAUUAAAGCGCACCGAUCCCCUCCUGCUGUGCUGUGCCCACAAGCCAUAAAGAUCCUUCAAUUACAUUUCCGUCCUGCCAAUCCAUUAUUAUUGGAGUAUUACUCUACUAUUGCGAGAUCCAAAGUAUAGGACCCAUCCAAUCCAAAACCCCAUCUAUUUCCAUCCUCCAAAUCCAGUCAUCCUCCUCUUUGCCUCUCUCUCUCUCUCUCUCUCUCUCUCUCUCUCUCUCUCUCUCUCUCUCUCUCUCUGUGUUUUCUAGGCUUCUAGCAACAUAACAUCUCACUCCCCUCUCUCUACUUCCACUAUGCAUCCUCCUAUGAGAAAAAGAACCAAAAUCUUGCUUUCUCUAUUACCCAUUUCAGCAUUAGUCUUAUUAGUCACACUCUCCUCUCUGACCACUAUUGUGGCGAAACACCCAAAAAACAGAGAGACCCCUCACAUUCACAUCCAAAAGAAACUCCAAAUCGCUCACACAGCAUGCGAGGGCACACUAUACCCACAGCUCUGCGUCUCCACCCUAUCCACAUUCCCAGAUCUCCAAUCCAAAUCACUCCCCCAAAUCCUCGCCGCCGCCGUAAACCACACGGUGACAGAGGUGAGACGCUCCGAAUCGAACUGCACCGGAAUUCGGAAGAAAACCGCUCAUCUGGCCCCACUCGACAAGCGAGCCCUCGACGACUGUCUCGAGCUGUUAGACGACACCAUCUUGGAGCUCAGGACCGCGUUACGUGAUCUCCACACGAAUAAGUCGGCGAACAAGCACUACAACGACUUGCAAACGCUGAUGAGCGGCGCGAUGACGAAUCAGGCUACUUGUCUCGACGGCUUCGCGUACAGCAAGUCGAAUAUACGGCCGUUCAUUGAGGGUAGAUUGGAAAAAAUCUCCCAUCACGUGAGCAACACUCUCGCGAUGCUCAAGAAAAUUGAGGGACCGAAAAAGACGUCGCCUGAAGCAGAGGUGUUCCCGGAGUACGGGAAAAUGAAGGGAGGAUAUCCGAGUUGGCUGUCCAAGAAGGAUCGGCGACUGCUGCAGUCGUCGGUGGGGGAGAUAGACUACGACUUGGUGGUGGCAAAGGACGGGAGUGGGAAUUUCACGACGAUUGGGGCGGCGGUGGAGGCGGCACCGAACUCGAGCGCGACGAGGUUCGUGAUAUAUAUAAAGGGUGGAGCGUAUUACGAGUAUGUGGAGGUGAUUAGCAAGAAAACGAUGUUGAUGUUCGUUGGAGAUGGAAUCGGGAAGACGCUGAUCAAGGGAAAUCGGAGCGUUGUUGAUGGGUGGACUACUUUCCGUUCUUCCACUGUCGCUGUGGUAGGGAACGGAUUCAUAGCCCGAGGCAUCACCUUCGAGAACUACGCCGGGCCCAGCAAGCACCAAGCCGUGGCCCUCCGCAGCGGCUCCGACCUCUCCGCCUUCUACAACUGCAGCUUCGUCGCCUACCAAGACACCCUCUACGUCCACUCCCUCCGCCAGUUCUACCGCGACUGCGACGUCUACGGCACCAUCGACUUCAUCUUCGGCAACGCCGCCGUCGUCCUCCAAAACUGCAACCUCUACGCCCGCAAACCCAACGAGAAUCAGAAGAACAUCUAUACCGCCCAGGGCAGAGAGGACCCGUUUCAGAACACCGGUAUAUCGAUCUUGAGAUGCAAGGUGGCGGCCGCGGCCGACUUGAUUCCGGUCCAGUCGGAGUUCAAGACCUACUUGGGCCGACCGUGGAAAGAGUACUCGAGGACCAUUUUUAUGCUUUCUUAUAUAGGGGAUUUGGUGGACCCGGCCGGGUGGUUGGAGUGGUCCGGGGAUUUCGCGCUGUCGACGCUUUACUACAGGGAGUAUAUGAACCGGGGCCCCGGUUCGAACACGAGCGGAAGGGUGACGUGGCCGGGGUACGCAGUGACGACUAAUGUGACUGAGGCGAGUAUGUUCACUGUGGGGAAUUUUAUUGAGGGAGGUGAGUGGUUGCCUUCCUAUAAUAUUCCUUAUUAUCUCAAUUUGACUGAGAGUUAAGAGUUUAUUCACAGAAUGUUAGUGCUUUUUUCUUGAUGUAUUUGGUGAUUGUAAUAUUGUUGAAUAGCGGCCAUUGAUGGAAGUAAAUGUAUUUCAUCAAGGAAGAGGAUUGGAGCCAGUGUUGACGAAUUGUUUAUUCCUCUUUGGAAGGAUUUGAGAUUCAUAAAUAAGAGCUCUCGAUUUUAGA
Rhododendron vialii is the source of this 2209-nucleotide messenger RNA. RefSeq names its product pectinesterase. Gene Ontology annotation, biological process: cell wall modification. The record is from RefSeq and is a predicted model, not a curated record. Lineage: Eukaryota; Viridiplantae; Streptophyta; Magnoliopsida; Ericales; Ericaceae. The transcript has 3 exons. The coding region runs from base 322 to 2022 and encodes 566 amino acids. Gene Ontology annotation, molecular function: pectinesterase inhibitor activity; pectinesterase activity.